AUUGGUAUCAACCGAAUGCCAAUGUAAAUUUUUUUGGCAUUGGUACCAACGGUUCGGUUUGGCCGUUGGUAGCGGCUUGGGCAAUUGAAAGAAAGGGGAUGCACAGGGAUAAAGUUGCCGUUGAUCCUCUAAUGAGAUGUAACUCGAUGUAUAAGCCACUGCAGCUCAACAUGUUAUGCAGGAGGAGGCGCAUAGGACGGUCGGAUCAUUUCCAACUGACGAAGAUUAUUAUUAAAGUGCCCCAGUAGACCGGGGCUGCCUUCCUGCCUCAAUCGGCCAUGCGUCUUCCGAAUUGGUGUGAACGAAUGAAUAAACGAGGUGUUGCGGAGCGCUGUUAGCCAAUGCGGAUGUUCCUCAUGCACAACGAUAGCGAGUGGGACAGUAUGUCGCCGAGCUGUCAUGUACUGAUAAUUGUCCUGUUUCUGUUUCGGUCCGGACUUCCACAGGGGGAAUGAGUAAUUGCUAUGUGGUCAUUGAAGGAGGCGGGUAUCUCACAGACAUCCGGAAUCCAUCGCGGAAUCCCACAGCUGUACCGCGGCGCUGCGAGUCAAAGCGGCCCGCUUUAGGAGCUCCUACCGCGCGUCGUUAUGCCAUUCCUAACGCUGUUUAUGGAGGAUUACUGUACGAGACAGUCGUGCGUCAUUUCGUGCCUUGAUUGAUACACGUUUCCCCAUAAUAUGGCCGAUCAGAGCAACAUUCAAUCCGCCGCCUCCAAAAGCAUCAGGCCGUUUAAGUCCAGCGAGGAAUACCUAUAUGCCAUGAAGGAGGAUCUGGCUGAAUGGCUGAACACGCUGUACGACCUGGACAUCACAGCGGACACUUUCAUGGAGAGUCUGGAGACCGGCUGCGCGCUCUGCCGGCAUGCCAAAAACGUGAACCGCGCCGCCCACGACUUCAAGACGAAGUAUCCAGAUGCGGCGCUUUCGUUGCGGAUACCCAGCAAGGACGUGGUCUUCCAGUCGAGGAACGUCAUACCGGGAUCGUUUUUGGCCAGAGACAACGUGUCGAACUUCAUCGGCUGGUGCAGGCUGGAGCUCUGGAUCAAAGAUGUGCUCAUGUUCGAGACCAACGACCUGGUGGAGAGGUGUAACGAGAAGAACUUCGUGCUGUGCCUGCUGGAGGUGGCUCGCCGGGGGGCCAAAUUUGGCAUGCUGGCCCCCAUGCUGAUUCAACUCGAGGAGGAGAUCGAGGAGGAGAUACGGGACCAGGAGAACCUGUCGGAGGCUCUGGGGGAGUCGCAGAGCCCGCCGAGCAGGACGUACAGCCGCAAGGAGAGCAUCGGCGAGCCCGACCCAGAGCUGUUGGCCCGCUGGCGGGAGCAGCAAAAGAGAGUCCUGCUGGAUAUGCGCAACCUGGACGAGCUGGUUCGGGAGAUUCUGGGCCAUUGCUCCUGUCCAUCACAGUUUCCCAUGACCAAAGUCUCAGAAGGGAAAUACAAAGUCGGAGACUCCAGCGCACUCAUCUUUAUCAGGGUGUUACGGACUCAUGUGAUGGUGCGCGUGGGUGGAGGUUGGGACACACUUGAGCAUUACCUCGACAAACACGAUCCCUGUCGCUGCGCCGCAUUCGCUCACCGGUAUCAGCAGGCUAAAGCAAGUGGCCAGGGUCCUCACAGUAAGAGCUCCAGCACUCACUCCUCCCGCUCCACAAGCCCAGGACCUCACUGGCGCAAUGAGGGCAUGGCACCCUACAAAACCCCCGAUAGGCACUCUUUGGACCCUGUGUUGGGCGCCACAGCACAUUCCUCUCCAUCACGGCCUGGCAGGUCGCACUAUGCAGCUGUAACUGUGGAGAUGGAGACUAACGCAGGGCGACCCACGACAAUGCUGCCUCGACCGCCACGAGACAGAUCAGAACCACGCCACUUGAAUCCUCUCAGGAAUAAGGAAUCUCUUCUUCUGACUCGCAGGCUAUCAGGAGAUAGUGACUCUUCUACAGCCUCGUCUAAAGGUGGAGGAGGAAGCCCAGGAGGAGGUCGCUUCUCUCUGGGUACACGGCAUGCUCAUAGAGACAAGGUGGUUCUACUGGUGAACCGUAAGGAAGGGAAACACAUUAUUGAGCGUCCUGGAGCGGGAGCACAGAUUCGAGCCCUGAGAACCCCUCAGACCCGUGCCCAUAGUGCUUCCAGAGAGCGCCCUGCACCACAGUCCACCUCAGUCUUGAAACCUACUCCACCACAGGUCCCAACAGAGGUACAUCGAACUCCCCGCACAGAGAGAGGCAGAUCACUAGGACCCGAAGGUCCUAGGAAGCUGCUGGCUCCACGCUCCCUCAGCCAGGGCAAGACUCCUAGAGGCCGAUUGGGUGACGUCAGCCUUGGAUCAUCACCUCGCCGCAGAGACCCUCAUUCUCUUUCAGUAGAUCGGAGAGAGGAACUAAGACCCAAGCACAUGCCCGCAGCAUCCUCAAAAACAAAUGGAAGUUUGUCCAGAAGGCAAGCAUCUUCCUCAGCUGCGAAAAAGGGGAUGGUAGCGCCACGCCCCCCUGCGCCUUUGUUGCCUUCCACUGGCAGUCGAAAGUUGCUUCCUCCUGUCACACAGCCAGGGCACCGCUCUCUGCAUCCUUCCCCUCGAUCAAGUCAUCACCACCCACCACGUUCCCCUCGGUCUGCACACAAUUCACGACCCACAGGGAGAGACCAAAAAGGUUGGGCAAAUCCCUACAACCAGCAGCAGGAGAGCCAGGAAGACAGUGGUAUUUUUAGUUUACACCUGCUGGCAAGUCUGGACCCUCAAAAGGAGCAAGACCUAUAUCGCAGCUUUGAGGCCGAGUUUCUGGCCAACACGCAACACACCAAAUCUGUGCAGGGUAAAGCAUCCACUGGAGGGAAAAUGAGGUCGCUACAGCUCCCUGGCUCCCAACAAGGUUCAGGGGUGCUCCCAGCCUCUUCGGGUGACACUAAUGUUACAGACUCGGCUUACUCUUCUUCUAACUCUUCAACAUCUUCUCUUAAUGUCGGAGGUAAGGUGGGAAUCCUACCUGAUUUGCGAGAGUCUAAACGGACUAAUCCUCGCACCUGUGCACUCGAGGACCCUCCUGCUCUUCUCCACAGCCAGAUUCGUGGAGGCCUCCCCAAUGGAGGGCUCCUGGAGGGAGAGCGGAGGGGGGGUAAAGGAGGAGGUCUUCGUAAGCUCCCUGCCAUCUCCAGCUCCACAGAGGAAGGAGAGGCCUCAAAUCCAGGCCUAUCCAGAUCAGUGUGCCUCCCCAAAGACAUCAAUGGGAGCCUCCCUUUGACGGAGGUGCCAUUGAAAAGCCAGCAGGACCUGGUGGAAUGGGCUAGGGUGGAGGGAGACGUACCACAAAGUACCGAACAUCGCUUGGACCUGCCAUAUGACGAUGCUGACCUGCCACUUCCUGAGACAUUUCCCUCCCCUCCACCACCUCUAGAUGACUGUUCUUACCAGGACUCUUCCAGUGAGAGCUCCUCCAUGUGCUUAAGUCUGAGUGAGCCUCCAUCUGAAGGGUCCUGCACUCCUCCUCUACCGCUGGCCAAUGGGGAUACGAAUGACGCAGUCAUCCUCCGUGCCAAGAAAGGUAAAAAGAAGGCAGAGAGGGUGCCCUCCAUCUACAAGCUCAAGCUACGGCCACGGAUAAGACCCCGCACUGACAACAGACCCGAGAACAGUCCGUCACACAUCCCUACACCUGUAUGAUACAGAAAUCAUUGUCAGCAGUCUCCUGCCGAUUCAUCUCCCCUCCAGACCCCACCACAGUCCCCACAUUUAAACAAUCACCAACCCUCACACAAAGCUCUGCAUCAGGCCUUUGCUGACCUCAUCCAGCCACAGCAUCGUUCCCCAGCUAUUGGCUCUAGAGAGUGUGCCUAUUCUUCAGAAUCCAGCCUAGACAACGAGGCCUGGAUGUAGUGAAUGAUGAUGAUGAUGUACACAAGCAACUGACUUGGUCUGUAUUCAUUCGCUCAGCAUAUAAAGCUUUAUAGUCAGAUUAGAGAAAGGAAGGGUGGAAAAAAAGCACAUUUGUAAGACUGAGAUGAUGCACAUCUGACUGUUGUGUAAAACAUGUAGCAGGAUGCUGGAAUCCUUACUGUCAUUUCACUGGAGACAGAUGUGUCCUAAAGUGGCAAAGAACAUACAACGCCAUUCUUGACAUCUUGGACCAACAUAGCCUGUUGUGAAGUAAAUCGAAGAGCUACUUACUGUACAUGCACCAUCUGAGCUAUGUUUAAUUUUGUUCGAGUCAUCAUUUUUCCUUAGAUUUUUUUUCUGUUUGAGAAAGGAAAUUACUG
Molecule: messenger RNA, 4246 nt
Organism: Sinocyclocheilus anshuiensis
Lineage: Eukaryota; Metazoa; Chordata; Actinopteri; Cypriniformes; Cyprinidae
Product: GAS2-like protein 1
Exons: 6
Coding region: 678-3653 (991 amino acids)
Biological process (GO): regulation of microtubule polymerization or depolymerization; actin crosslink formation; microtubule bundle formation
Cellular component (GO): stress fiber; microtubule plus-end; cytoplasm
Molecular function (GO): actin filament binding; microtubule binding; cytoskeletal adaptor activity
Source: RefSeq, a predicted model, not a curated record